Messenger RNA from Lactuca virosa, 525 nucleotides. Lineage: Eukaryota; Viridiplantae; Streptophyta; Magnoliopsida; Asterales; Asteraceae. The record is from the annotation of a GenBank genome assembly.
AUGCUCCUGAUGAUUUCAAAAAAGGCGAGCAUGGAAAAAAGUCAGAUUUUCUUUAGCUGUGUUAAACCCAAUAUGAGAAGGAUUAUAUUGGGCAUUCUUCCUUUUGAUAUUGGGAAAUUUCCUUUUAAGUAUCUUGGAAUUCCUAUGUGUGUUACUAAGUUAUUUUGCAGAGAUUGUAAACAGCUUGUUGAGAAGAUUAAGAUGAGAAUUCUUAAUUGGAAAAGUAAGGCCUUAUCGUUUGCUGGGAGGUUGCAACUCAUUAAUUCUGUUUUGACUACUAUUCAUGUGUAUUGGGCCUCGAUCUUUAAAAUUCCUAUUGCCACAAUUAGAGAGAUUGAGAAGAUUUGUAGAAGUUACCUGUGGGCGAAUGGUGAGAUAGUCAAAGGGAAAGCUAAAGUCAAGUGGAUUGAUAUUUGUAGGCCUAAAGAUUAUGGUGGGUUAGGGGUGAAGAAUUUAAGGAAAUGGAAUGAUGCCUUGUUAGCUAAACAUGUGUGGAAUGUGAUUAAUAAUAAAAACUCUCUUUAG